AUGACCGAUACUCAUGACAAUGACGAAGCCUACAGAAGGACUCAGUCCCAGAUCUAUGGCCUCCAAGACACAAUUUUAAAUUCUACCAGAACGUCUAUAUUGAAAAAGGAUAAAGAUGAAAACAGUGGACGUAGCUCAACUGCUGGUAAUUCUACGACCACAGUAGAUUCUAAGCCAGUUCUCGAAUCCGUUUAUUCUAAAUUUGGGGAACCAAAGACUAUAAUCGAAUCUUUCCGGUACCAUGCGUACAAGGAAGCACGCAGAGAGACAGAUUCGAUGCCAUUCCCCUUUGACCUUUAUGAAUUAUCGGCACCACGUCCUUUUCUACCAGGCUACGGUUCUGACAUGAUAAAUAGGUUGGUUGAGGUUAAAAUCAGUUAUGAAGAUUUGCAAUCUUCUGUUCAAGUUAAGGAUUCACCGAGGACCGUGAACAAUGAAAUUUGGGGGACCGAUAUUCACACAGAUGAUUCGGAUCCAAUUUUGGUGCUCAGACACUGCGGAUUGUCACUUGAUGAUGUUAACGGUACAUGUAGAACCCCUGCCAAUUUACACAAUUCUGACAACCUUUUGGGGACAGUGCCACCUGCAGGUACGCCAUUUGAUGUUGAAAUCCAACUACUGCUUUUACCACCGCUGCAGAAAUACACUUCACUACGUCGAUAUGGCAUAACUUCAAGACAAUGGGGUAACGGGGGGACAACGCCGCACGAUGGACUGAGUUACGGAAUUUACUCCAUCAAGAUUCUUACUAGAGACAAAUCCACAGAUAAUGUUAUGGAGAAGGACCAAGAAGUCAAUAUCGCCAAUUGGGCCUGA
Molecule: messenger RNA, 816 nt
Organism: Zygosaccharomyces rouxii
Lineage: Eukaryota; Fungi; Ascomycota; Saccharomycetes; Saccharomycetales; Saccharomycetaceae
Gene: RXT3
Product: Rxt3p
Exons: 1
Coding region: 1-816 (271 amino acids)
Source: RefSeq, a predicted model, not a curated record